Messenger RNA from Acaulospora morrowiae, 498 nucleotides. Lineage: Eukaryota; Fungi; Glomeromycota; Glomeromycetes; Diversisporales; Acaulosporaceae. The record is from the annotation of a GenBank genome assembly.
AUGUCGGACGUAGACUUUCAAGAAAGACAAGAAAGAGAAGAAAAAGUAGAAAAAACAACGUCAGAUUCACCAGUUGGUGCUGAUAGCCCGUUACUACUUCCCCCUCCGCAACAAGCUUCUUCUGAGAAUAACGAACUUAAAAAAAAGCAUACACCCAAGGAACCGCAAGAAAAGAGUGAAGAAACCAAGGCCUCGUCAAAAAGAAGAAAGGAAGUUAACAAUCCAUUUGGACUUGUUGUCCCCCGAGCGAAAAGUUAUGUUUAUUGGGAAGAUCCAACGUAUUCAGGAGCAGCUCUAGGGUUGGGUCUAUUACUUGUUGUCUUUACCUCUCAAGUUUCUUUGUUCAACACCUUUUGUGCAUUGGCCGUUAUCGUGUUGUCCGCAAAUUGGAUAUAUGUACUAGGCAGGAAACAAUUCCAGGUUCUUCUCAACAAAGAAAAUGUCAAUCCAUAUGAACAUUGGUUUGAGGAAAAACCGUGGUACAUUGAACGUUCUACA